Messenger RNA from Closterium sp. NIES-67, 5587 nucleotides. NCBI's taxonomy places the organism in Eukaryota, Viridiplantae, Streptophyta, Zygnematophyceae, Desmidiales, Closteriaceae. The record is from the annotation of a GenBank genome assembly.
GUAGCUGCUUAGUCUGACAAUGUACAGAGCUAUUUCGACCUACCAUGGUCUAGGAGACAAGCGUCGUAGUGUCGUUAUUAAAAAGUCUUCGUGUGAUAUCUGUUUAGCAUUAACGUUUUAGACUAGGUCAAGUGUCUCUACUUCAACGUACGCUAGCAUCUAGCUAUGCAGACCAGAUACUUCUAGCCAAUAAAGACCUAACCUAACAAGCUGAACAGACCUCCUGUCAGCGAAAAUGGCCACGGCGAGCAACAUAGUGGUGGGGUCGUACGUGUGGGUGGAGGACGCCCAGCAGGCAUGGAUGCCGGCCGAAGUGCUCCGAGUAGACAGCAAGACGGUCACCGUCAGGAUUGGACGGAAAGAGGCCACCUUGAAGUUGUCGCACGUGCAUCCCAAGGACCCCGACGCGCCGAGCGGCGGCGUGGACGACAUGACGAAGCUCGCGUACCUGCACGAGCCGGGCGUGCUCAGCAACCUCGCCACGCGAUACGGCUUAGACGAGAUCUAUACAUACACGGGCAACAUCCUGAUUGCCGUGAACCCGUUUCAGCGCCUGCCGCAUCUGUACAGCGCGCACAUGAUGGAGCAGUACAAGGGCGUGCGCCUGGGCGAGCUCAGCCCGCACGUGUUCGCCAUCUCCGAAACAGCAUACAGGGCCAUGCUGGACUAUGGCGAGAGCCAGUCCAUCCUGGUGAGCGGGGAGAGCGGGGCGGGGAAGACGGAGACAACGAAGCUGAUUAUGCAGUACCUGGCGUACAUGGGCGGGCGCGCUACAGAGGGGAGAUCAGUGGAGGCUCAGGUGCUCGAGUCCAAUCCUCUUCUCGAAGCCUUUGGAAACGCCAAGACUGUCAGAAAUAACAACUCCAGCCGGUUCGGCAAGUUUGUGGAGAUUCAAUUUGAUGCCGAGGGGCGAAUAUCCGGAGCAGCCGUGCGGACUUAUCUGCUGGAGCGCUCCAGAGUGGUGCAGAUCUCUGACCCCGAGCGCAACUACCACUGCUUCUACCAGCUGUGCGCUGGUGCCACCCCUGAGGAGGUGCAACGGCUGAAGCUCGCCCCGCCAGAGUCGUUUCACUACCUGAACCAGAGCUCGUGCUUUGAGCUCACCGGGUACAGCAACAAUGCGGACGAGUAUGCCGCAACUCGGCGCGCCAUGGACGUUGUGGGGCUCAGCCAAUUCGAGCAGGACGCCAUAUUCCGUGUGGUGGCAGCCAUUCUGCACCUGGGGAAUGUAUCCUUCGCCCCGGGCAAGCAGCCAGACUCGUCCAAGGUGUCGGGCGACAAGUCAAAGUACCACCUUGAGGCAGCAGCCGAGCUACUCAUGUGUGACCGGAGAGCUCUGCGGGAGUCACUGAUAACGCGCACGCUGGUCACACGGGAUGGCAACAUCAAGAGGGAGCUGGACCCGGCAGCAGCAGUGAUCAGCAGGGACACGCUGGCUAAGACCAUCUACUCCAAGCUCUUUGACUGGCUGGUGCACAAGGUGAACGUGUCGAUCGGCCAGGACCCCAACGCCAAGUCCAUCAUCGGUGUGCUUGAUAUCUACGGCUUUGAGAGUUUCCAAGCCAACAGCUUUGAGCAGUUUUGUAUCAACCUGGCAAACGAGAAGCUUCAACAACACUUCAACCAGCACGUGUUCAAGGCCGAGCAGGAGGAGUAUGAGAGCGAGGCCAUUGACUGGAGCUACAUCGAUUUUGUCGACAACCAAGAUGUGCUCGAGCUCAUAGAAAAGAAGCCAAUGGGAAUCAUCGCUCUCCUGGAUGAGCAAUGCAUGUUCCCCAAGUCCAACCACGAGACAUUCGCCACAAAGCUCUACCAGACAGUGGGCGCUCACCAGCGGUUCGACAAGCCCAAGCUGUCCCAGACGGACUUCAGCAUCGAGCACUACGCAGGCAAGGUGACCUAUCAGACCGACCUCUUUCUAGAGAAGAACAAGGACUAUGUGGUCAUGGAGCACCAGGCGCUGCUGGGCGCCUCAGAGGACCCCUUUGUGGCGGCGCUCUUCCCCAUGCCGUCUGGGGAUAAGGCCAAAACCAAGUUCACCUCUCUUGGCUCUGGGUUCAAGCAACAACUGGCAGAGCUGAUGUCGACGCUAAGCCACAUGGAGCCCCACUACGUGCGGUGUGUGAAGCCAAAUGGUCACUACAAGCCAGGGUAUUUUGAGAACCCCAGCGUCAUUCACCAGCUCAGAUGCGGGGGUGUCCUGGAGGCCAUUCGAAUCAGCUGUGCAGGGUACCCCACUCGCCGCCCCUUUGACGAGUUUCUGGACAGAUUCUCAGUUCUGGCGCCUGAUCUGUGUGAUGGAAGAAGAUACGACGACAAGACUGCUGUUACCCUAAUGCUGCAGCGACUAGGGUUCAGCAACUUCCAGGUGGGCAGGACCAAGGUGUUUCUGCGAGCAGGCCAGAUGGCGGAUUUAGACGCGUUGAGGGCGGAGAGGCUGGGGUGGGCUGCGCGGGUGAUCCAGCGGGCGUGGCGGUCGUGGCGGCAGUUCAUGCAGUACAACAUGCUGCGAUGGGCCGUGAUCCGAAUGCAGGCGCGGUGGCGAGGUCACCUGACCCGGCAGUACUACAGCUGGCUAAGGGAAGAGGCAGCAGCGAUCACAAUCCAGAAGCACGUGCGGCGCUACACCACGCAGCUGGCGUACGAGCACACGCGCUACAGUGCCAUCAUCAUCCAGGCGGCGUUCCGCGGCAUGGUGUGCCGCAGAUGGGUGCACGUGCUGCGCGUGCAGCGGGCGGCAACGAGGAUUCAGAGCGCGUGGCGGGGCUAUGUGGUCCGAAUGGACUAUCUGCGUGUGCGCUGGAGUGCCGUGGUCAUCCAGAGUGCGUGGAGGGCGAGGCAGGCGAGGCGGCUGCUCAGACAUUUGAGAGUGGAGGCAAGGCAAGCAGGGGCCCUGCGGGAGGCAAAGUCGAAGCUGGAGAAGCAGCUGGAGGAACUCACCUGGCGGCUGCAACUGGAGAAGCGAAUGCGGCUGGAUCUGGAGGAGGCAAAGGCAGCAGAGAUCCAACGGCUGCAAGCGGAAGUGGAAGAUCUGCGGACCGAGCUCGAGGACACAAGGAGCAGACUAGAGGGCGAGUUGGGCGACACCAAGCGACAGCUGGAGGAAUUUCAGGGGCGACUAGACGAGGCGCAGGGGAGGCUGGAGGAGGCCCAGGGGAGAUUAGAGCAGGCGGAGGGGGAGGUGCGGCAGCUGAGGGAGCAGGGCGAGCGGAUGGCAGAGGAAAGUGCGAGGCUGGCGCAAGAACUGGCAGAUAGACCAGUGGUGACUGGUGGUGCGGCUGCUGUCGGUGCUGCUUCUGCUGCUAGUGGGGGUGAUGGAAGCGUGGUGUCUGCCGGGGGGGCGGCUGCUGCUUCCGUCUCAUCAGGGUCGUCUGCAAGAAUAGCUGGGGAUGGUCAGCUGCAGCAGGAGAACGUGCAGCUCAAGUCGCUGCUGGCAGAGUCGGAGGAGAGACUGGCUCGCUAUGAGGCAGAAGUGGCAGGGCAGGUGCAGGAGAAAGCAGCGAGGAGUGAGAAGGAGUUGGAGCAGACACAAGCGGACCUGAGGAGAGUGCAGGAGCUCUACUCGCGCAUGGAGCGAGAGAACCAGGCGCUGCGGCAGCAGCAGGCCCUCUCAGGCACAGACAGAGGAGGAGGAGGGAGAAGUGGCGAGCAAGGAGCAGUAGCAGGGCUGGGAGGGGCAGCGGCUCAGCAGAACGGACUGUCCCCAAGCCUGAGCUUCGGAUCGCCGAGCCAGAGCCAGGGGUCGCCGGGCCAGAGGCUCGGGAAGGGGUCGUUGCCAGACUCCCCUGCGCCGUUGGCCCUGACCCCGGCCAGUGGGAAUGGGAGCCUGGGGGUGGUGGGGCUGUCGCCGCUGGGGAGUGGGUCUGGGGAAGGAGGGGAGAGCAGACGAUUCUUGCGAUUGCACUCUGAGAGACACACGCAAGAGCAGGAGGCGUUGCUGAAGGCUCUAUCCACCACCAGUUUUGGCUACAGCAACAAGCGGCCCCUAGCUGCCUGCAUAGUGUACAAGUCGCUGCUGCACUGGCGGGCGUUUGAGGCCGAGCGAACCGGCAUCUUUGACCGGAUCAUACGCACUAUCAGAGCAGCUAUUGACGAGGAUGAGGGGGCUCUGGCGGCGCAAGGGAUAGGGGAGAUGGGAGGGGGGGUGAUACUGGGGGGUGGGGGGGCUCUGGGGAGUAAGAGCAUGGGGCGGCUGGCAUACUGGCUGUCGAACACGUCGUGCCUGCUGGUGCUGCUGCAGCGGACGCUCAAGGCCAGUGGGACUCAAGGGGGGGCGGGAGGGAGGCGGAGAGCUGGGCAACCCGGGGGAACUAGUGGCAGAUUGCUGCAGAUGGCCCACUCGUCUCCCCCUCUACCUGACAAGGGGAGCUCGCUUAAACUGGUAGAGGCAAAGUACCCCGCGCUGCUGUUCAGGCAGCAGCUGACUGCAUAUGUGGAGAAGGUGUUUGGACUCAUUCGGGACAACCUCAAGAGGGAUAUAUCUCCAAUCUUGGGGCAGUGCAUCCAGGCUCCGCGUGUCUCCCGCUCCUCGUACGGCCGGCAAACUACGUCUCCUGGCAGCGCGGCGGGCGGCGGACUGCAGCAGUCGAGCCCGUGGCAUGCCAUAAUUGCGGCGCUGACCACUCUGCUCAACACGCUCAAGGGCAACCACGUGGCUCCCUUCUUGAUCAGAAAGAUGUUUGCCCAAGUCUUCUCCUUCAUCAAUGUGCAGCUCUUCAACAGCCUCCUAUUACGCCGCGAGUGCUGUUCGCUAAGCAACGGCGAGUACGUGAAGGCGGGGCUGCUGGAGGUGCAGCAGUGGAUGCGGGAGGCGAGUGAGGAGAACACUGGGCGCGCGUGGGAGGAGCUGAGAAGCAUCACUCAAGCGGUUGGCUUUCUGGUGCUGCACCAGAAGCCUAAGAAGAGCUUAGAGGAGAUCGUCACCACGCUCUGCCCAUCUCUAUCAACGCAGCAGCUGUACCGCAUUGCCACCAUGUACUGGGACGACAAGUACGGCACGCACACCGUCAGCACGCAGGUCAUUCAGAUGAUGAGGAUGAGGAUGAGCGAGGAGGCGCGGUCGCCCGCUGCCAGUGGUUCUUUCCUGCUGGAUGAUGACUCGAGUAUUCCUUUCGGCCCGGACGAUUUUGCUCGCAGCAUGGAUGACAUUGACAUUGUGGCCCUCCCGCUGCCUCCGCCUCUCAGAGAUAACCCCGCCUUCCACUUCCUCACGUCUCGAGCCUAGGGACCUGCCGUACAGGUCCUCACCGCAGAGUCUUAUUAGGUACCAUCCUUCUCUUUCUCCAACUCUGGGGCAAUAAAUGCACCCGUCUAACUAAGCCCUCCCAGCUUGCGUAUAACUUUGUGCCUGGGAGGCGCUCUUUCGCGCCUCUUGAUCUGGAAAUCAUCCAGAUCGCAGUAAAUAUACUUGGUUUUCCCGCCUUGCUAACCCCCACUAACUGACUGACCCAACUCUUUGGCGGGCUACAUGGUAAUAACUAGGAUUUUUUUUUUUAGCACCGCGUGUGCAACUCAUAAGCGACGUCUCUAUAGAGCAGUAAAACGUUUGAUGUAGAGUGUUCUUAUAAUGAAAGGGGCUCUCGGCUCG